Molecule: messenger RNA, 1085 nt
Organism: Tricharina praecox
Lineage: Eukaryota; Fungi; Ascomycota; Pezizomycetes; Pezizales; Pyronemataceae
Product: ribosomal protein S7e
Exons: 3
Coding region: 152-742 (196 amino acids)
Biological process (GO): ribosomal small subunit biogenesis; translation; rRNA processing
Cellular component (GO): cytosolic small ribosomal subunit; small-subunit processome; 90S preribosome
Molecular function (GO): structural constituent of ribosome
Source: RefSeq, a predicted model, not a curated record
CCACCACAGAUCCCACAGAUCCACAACCCGCACAAUCACCAAACUUUGAUAUUCCAAUUGCGCAGCCUCACACUGACAACCCGACGAACGAACGACCGACCUCCGACGCCUCACGUAACCGACCCCCACCGGAAACCCUUCAACCGAAACAAUGGCCACCAACAAGAUCGCCCACAACUCCCCCUCGCACGCCAACCCCUCAGAGUUGGAGACCCAGAUUGCUCAGGCUCUCUUCGACCUUGAGUCCUCCGUGUCGGACCUGAAGGCGUCUCUGCGCCCUCUCCAGUUCUCCUCGGCCAAGGAGAUCGAGGUUUCUCAGGGACGCAAGGCGGUGGUCAUCUUCGUUCCAGUCCCCCUCCUCCAGGGUUUCCACAAGGUCCAGCAGCGCCUGACCCGUGAGCUCGAGAAGAAAUUCUCCGACCGCCACGUCGUCUUCGUUGCUCAGCGCCGCAUCCUGCCCCUCCCGGGACGCCGCAGCCGCGUCCAGCAGAAGCGUCCCCGCAACCGCACCUUGACCGCCGUUCACGACGCGAUCCUGGGCGACCUUGUGUACCCCACCGAGAUCGUCGGCAAGCGCGUUCGCACCAAGGAGGACGGCCACAAGGUGAUCAAGGUCUUCCUUGACGCCAAGGACCGUGCCGCCGUUGACUACAAGGUCGACACUUUCGGCGAGGUCUACCGCAAGCUCACUGGAAAGACUGUCGUCUUUGAGUUCCCUGCCGUCAGCGGUGAGGGUUACUAGAUGUUGAUGUUGAUAUAAACAAAAAAGUCAAUUUCUGUCUGGGGGCAUACACGUUCGACCGGAGUUUGAUAAUGGGAUUGGCGUUUUGGGGGCGUUCUGGUUCUAACACUCAUCGCUCCCCCGUCAUGACUUGAAGACCAUUUUGUGAAAAUCCAAUCGACAUGAAACCUGACACAAACUCCAUAAGAACGCCCCUCAUCCGUGAUCCAUUCGACCGUACUUUGCAACCCACUUCGCCCGCCACUGCCCCAAAGUACUCGUGCCUGCCACCCAAUCAUUCAUCAUCAUGGGUAACUGUUGCUCGACUCGAAAACGUGAACCUCAAGGCCUCCGCCUGGUGUGU